AUGCGACUAACUUUGACAUUCAUCUUGCUGGGAAUUUUAGUUCCUCUACGAGCAGAACCGCAACUGAGCGGCGGAUUGCUUGGAACUGGCGUGGGUGCUAACCCCGGGUUGCUGGGAACUGGUUUGCUAUCAGCUGGAACCACAAGUGGAUUGCUAGGAUCAGGACUAGGCGCUACCAACGGUGUUCUGAACACAGGAUUGUUGGGAACCGCUACCACAAAUGGAGUGCUAGGAUCGGGACUUGGCGCCACCAACGGAGUUCUCGGUACUGGAUUACUCGGAACCGCAACCACGAAUGGGCUAUUGGGAUCCGGACUGGGUGCUACCAACGGUGUUCUGAACACAGGAUUGCUGGGAACCGCUACCACAAAUGGAGUGCUAGGAUCGGGACUUGGUGCCACCAACGGAGUUCUUGGUACUGGAUUACUCGGAACCGCAACCACGAAUGGGCUAUUGGGAUCCGGACUUGGUGCUACCAACGGUGUUCUGAACACAGGAUUGCUCGGAACCGCUACUACGAACGGAUUGUUGGGUACUGGACUAGGUACAACCGGUGGUGUUCUCGGUACUGGUUUGCUAGGUUCGGGAACCGGAACUACCAGUGGAUUAUUAGGUACUGGAAUUGGCACUACUGGUGGUCUUCUUGGUACUGGUAUUCUCGGUGUAGGUGGUGGUGCUACCACCACCACUGUUGCUGCUACAACAGCUGCGACCACGACCACCGCCGCUUCUGCCACGACCACGGUCGCUCCUGCCACGACAACGGCCGCUCCCACCACGACCACGGCCGCUCCUACCACGAUCACGGCCGCUCCUACUACGACCACGGCCGCUCCUACCACGAUCACGGCCGCUCCUACCACGACCACGGCCGCUCCUACCACGACCACGGCUGCUCCUACCACGACCACGGUCGCUCCUACCACGAUCACGGCCGCUCCUACCACGACCACAGUUCUACCAAUUACGACCAUUGCACCGAUUACGACGACCAUUGCUCCAACUACAACUACCAGCGCACCAGCAACCACAGUUACAUCUGCUCCAACAGGAACUGUGACAUUCAACAUUAAUGGAAGUAUCAUCAGCAUAGCUGCUGGAGAUCAGGCAACUAUCAAUGCCAUCAAUGCUGUCUUGGCAAGUUCAUCGACCACCGUUGCAAUGACCACAACUACCACCGCUGCACCAUCAUCUGGAAGCACAGUGUCGUUUAAUAUUGGCGGAUCGAUCAUUACUGUUAACGCUGCUGACACUGCUACGAUUACAGCGAUCAUUCAAACCCUUAACAGUGGAACCACUACUACCGCGGCUACGACGACAACUACUGCCGCCUCCGUGAUUCCUGUGACAACAACUACUGCCGCUUCCGUGGUUCCUGUGACAACUACGAAAACAACAACUACUGCAGCAUCAGUUACAACGUCUAGAACCACAGCUGCUCUUACGACGGCUAGUAACUCUGCAUCAUCAGGUGCUUCCAAUACUGGUGCCGCUACCACAACUGCUCCGAAUGCUGGUUCAAUGUCCAUUUCAAUUAUUAUCAACAUAAAUGGCCAGUUCGUAUUGAUCACCUCAACUAGUCAGAGCCUUUUGCAAGUGACACAGCAAAUCAUGCAACAAAUAGCAACCCCAACCACCACAUCCACAACUGUGCAGACUCCGGUCAAUCCAGUGCAGCGGACACCGGCGCCUCCAUCCAACAAUGGUGUAGGUCGCCCCGGUGGCUGCAUGAGACGUCGCCAUUCAUCGGAGGAAUUCAGAGGUCACCGUGGAUUCCAUGGUGGAUUUGGCAUUGGUAUUGGAAUUCGUGGACCGCUCGGAGGAGGAAUUCAGGCUGGAAUCGGAGCCGGUGUAGGAGGAUUUGGCAGACAUCAUGGCGGAAUCGGGGCAGGGCUGCGUGUGCAGGGACCUCUGGGAGGCGGUUUCCAAGCCGGUUUCGGUACUGGAAUUCGUACCGGUGGCCACAGACAUGGGUAA
Molecule: messenger RNA, 1977 nt
Organism: Anopheles marshallii
Lineage: Eukaryota; Metazoa; Arthropoda; Insecta; Diptera; Culicidae
Product: putative per-hexamer repeat protein 5
Exons: 3
Coding region: 1-1977 (658 amino acids)
Source: RefSeq, a predicted model, not a curated record